Cokeromyces recurvatus is the source of this 1356-nucleotide messenger RNA. RefSeq lists its product as uncharacterized. The record is from RefSeq and is a predicted model, not a curated record. The transcript is spliced from 5 exons. Lineage: Eukaryota; Fungi; Mucoromycota; Mucoromycetes; Mucorales; Mucoraceae. The coding region runs from base 406 to 1308 and encodes 300 amino acids.
AGUUUCUCAAAUUUUUUUAUACUAAAAUUGUAUAAACUAGAAUGCGAAAGUUGGCUGUAUCAAGAACUUGGUAUAUGAUCAAGUGCUUACACAUUCCCAGUCAUCCUCUAUACCUAAUGAUAUUCUUGCCCCUUCUGAUCCGGAUGUGGCCAAUAAUCUCCCAAGUUAAAUCCUUUGAUUUCAGAAGUGAAGAAUCGCAUGUCCAAGCUUCCAUUGUCUAAAGAAAGCUUAAACAAUGAACCCUUCAAAAUUCUAUCCGCAUUAAGGGCAUAUCCUUAAAAAAAAUACGAUGAUAUAUACAAGGCCCAAACUCCUCAAAAUGAUAAAAGCGAUUUGAUUAAGUCCCUACUUCCAAGACGUUUUAGUCUAUUCCCAAAUCCUGGAUUGCACUGGCGAUUCAUAAAGAUGGAUGCUCAGAACCUAACCGGAAUUUUCCCAGAUGCUAAACAGAAAAAGCAAGCUAAUGAAUCAUCUCCUUUCGAUCAUAAACAAAGAUGCUUCUAUCAAAUGUUUGACUUUAAGAAGCUGGUCAUUCAAAGGUAUACAUUAUUAUUACAUAUAUCUAUAAAUCAAAUUACUGACGAAAUAAAAUAUAGUUGUGAAAAGCUUCAAGCACUGCCUGAACAAAAAGAAAAGAUGUUUCUCAAUGGAUUGUAUACUGAUGGCUACACGUGCAGAGUUCUAUUUGCUAGAAAAGUGCUUCCAUCAUCACCAGAAUACAAUAUCUGUCUAGAGUUGAACGAUUUUACAAACGAAGAGGUGGACAAGCAUUUCCGUCUAUGUACUGUAGACCCAGGAAGAUGGGAUCCUUUUGUCUCUUAUCACGAGCAACAGAAGCGCAAACAGAGACUAGGUGUUGGAAAGAUUGAAACAGACAUUCCUUCGCCUAAAACUGUGUCUGUGGAACAAUUUGUUUUGUACAUAACUUACAUGCUGCAACACAUGAAUACUUUGCUUAAUUUCUACGGCUUUGAAACUUCUAAGAUUAAAUGGUUGAACUACCUUAGUUCCCAAAAAGCCAUCCAAGAAAGUGUCAACAUCUUAAUAAAUGGUGGAAAGAAGUAUAAUAAAAGCAGGAGAAAGAAGACAAAGGAAAACAAAAAAAGAAGGAGGAAAACUCGCAAGCCUCGUACUGCUCAAGAAGAAAGAGCACUCACCACCAUCCCAAAAUCAAAAAAAUAUACACUUUUUUUUAUUAUUAUCAUUAUUUCAGGAAACAGCAGCAAGAUGCCUCUGGUGGUCUUUGGGAUCAUAUCAAGUUCAAAGGUCUCCGUCAUGGCGUAUCUAACAAAAUAUAUCAACAAUUAAAAACAAGGCAAAGGCUUGGAGAGCUCUUGCUACUAGACAUUAACGAAU